This is a messenger RNA of Quercus robur (English oak), 3434 nucleotides long. RefSeq names its product zinc finger CCCH domain-containing protein 5. The transcript is spliced from 11 exons. Gene Ontology annotation, cellular component: U2AF complex; spliceosomal complex. Gene Ontology annotation, molecular function: pre-mRNA 3'-splice site binding; metal ion binding. NCBI's taxonomy places the organism in Eukaryota, Viridiplantae, Streptophyta, Magnoliopsida, Fagales, Fagaceae. Bases 508 to 3300 code for a protein of 930 amino acids. Gene Ontology annotation, biological process: mRNA splicing, via spliceosome. The record is from RefSeq and is a predicted model, not a curated record.
UAAUAUUUCUUCUCUUUCUUUAUUUAAUUCUUUUUCUAUUUCUUUUCUCAAGCUCCUUCUCAAGCUCUCAGCUCUCACAGCGCUCAAACUCUCAUCCUCCACGAACCGAUUCCCAUCAUCCUCAUCCACAAACUAUCACCGAUUCAUCAACCUCCUCACCGCCGCCACCGAAGCUCACGCACCAUCGCCGACCCGAUUCAUCACUUCGAAGCCCAGCUCAUCUUUGCCGCUGCCUUCCACAGCCCAUUUUAAAUAAAAGCGCUAUUUACCGCUAACUAGAAAACGGCGCGUUUAAGAGGGAAUUUAAACGGUGCGUUUCAUUACCAUCAUAAAAUUUCAUAAUUGGUGAGUUCUUUGUAAAUUGUAUACUGUGGUGGUGAAUGAUUGAGAGUGAGAGGCUCUGUUUGUUUGAGGGAAAAUUUGUGUGCAUCCAAUUUUCUCGACCAAAACUUUCCGGGAAAAUUUCUCACAAGCGCGAUUUUCUUCUGUCAUAGUAAUAAGAACCUAAUGGCAGAGCCAAUAGCAGGCAAAGAAGACGAAGAAGAAGAAGAGCGUGAAAUGAUGGAGGAAGUCGAAGAAGAGACGGAGGGUAUGGCGGAGAGAAUGAGGAGGAAGGAGAAGAGGAAGGCGAAGAAGAAGAUGAAGAGGAAGCAGAUGAGGAAGGAAAUGGCGGAGAAGGAGCGAGAGGAAGAGGAAGCGAGGCUGAACGAUCCGGAGGAGCAGAGGAAGCUGAGGAUGAUGGAGGAGGAGGAGAAGGAGAGGAUGGAGAGGGAUAGGAAGGAGUUCGAGGAGCGAGAGAAGGCGUGGAUCGAAGCCAUGGAGAGGAAGAAGAAGAAGGAGGAAGAGGAAGAAGAGGAGGAGCGAAGAAAGAAGGCUCUUGAAGAAGAUUCGAGAAGACAACAACAGGCUGAAAAUGAAAAUGAGCUCAAUGAGGAUGACGAUUGGGAAUAUGUCGAAGGGCCUGCUGAGAUUAUCUGGAAAGGAAACGAGAUCAUUGUCAAGAAGAAAAGGGUCAAGGUUCCAAAGAAGGAUGCCAACCAACAAAGAAUAGACAAUGCUGAUAGGCCUACGUCAAACCCUCUUCCUCCACAGUCUGAGGCAUUUGCUGAUUAUAAGAAUGCACCCAAAUUAUCAGCAGAACAGAUCAUUGAAAAUGUUACUCAACAAGUUCCAAAUUUUGGAACUGAACAGGAUAAAGCUCAUUGUCCUUUCCAUUUAAAAACUGGAGCUUGUCGUUUUGGUCAGCGUUGCAGCAGAGUUCAUUUUUACCCUGAUAAAUCAUGCACACUGCUUAUCAGGAACAUGUACAAUGGUCCUGGCCUUGCUUGGGAGCAAGAUGAGGGGCUUGAGGUCUGUAAACGCUGCCUUCAUGUGAUUCUUCACAGAAUAAUGUCAGGGAUGGCGUUUGUCAAUACUUGGCACAUCUUAAUUGGUGAUUUAUGUCUUGUUGGAUUUUUUGACUGGGAGUAUUGGAGCUCUCUGCUGGUAAUGGCCAUUACCUUGCGAGGUUUGAGAAUGCAGGCAACAAUACUUGUAUGUGAAUACAUUUGGCAUUUUCUUGUGUUAAAGAUGAAAAGAAGGAAGAGCCACACAGAUGAAGAGGUUGAAGGUUGUUAUGAAGAAUUUUAUGAGGAUGUGCAUACAGAGUUUUUGAAGUUUGGGGAAAUUGUAAAUUUUAAGGUGUGCAGAAAUGGUGCAUUCCACUUGCGGGGAAAUGUCUAUGUACAAUAUAGGUCACUGGAUUCAGCUGUUCUUGUUUAUAAUUCUAUUAAUGGUCGGUACUUUGCUGGCAAACAGAUAAGUUGUGAAUUUGUCAAUGUCACCAGAUGGAAAGUUGCCAUUUGUGGGGAGUAUAUGAAGUCAAGGUUCAAGACAUGUUCUCAUGGUACUGCAUGCAAUUUUAUCCACUGUUUCCGCAAUCCUGGUGGAGACUAUGAAUGGGCUGAUUUUGAUAAACCACCCCCAAGAUAUUGGGUGAGAAAGAUGGCUUCUUUAUUUGGUUAUUCUGAUGAAGUGGGGUACCAGAAAGAGGUGGAGCAAGAAAAUUUGGGUCAGCUGAGGCACUCUAGAAAGAGGUUAACUGAUGUAGACAGUUCCUCAAAUUUCCAUGGCAGGUAUUACUCAAGAUCUAAAUCCAAAGAGAUUGACUACUUGAAUGGUGGUGGUUCUAGUAGAAGAAAUGACAACAAAAAUGAUAUUCAAAAGAGCACACAACGGAGGGGGCGCACAAGUAACGACAGAAAGCAAAUGGAAGUUCUUGAUGAGGAUAUGCGUGGAGAGAAUACGAACUUUAAAGGCAGUUAUUAUAGGAAGAGUAGAAGUCAUGAUACUGAUUCUGAGGGUGAAUGGUCUGACAGGUACAAAGAUAGGUACUAUGGUAGUGCAAGGAAAAGCUCAAGACACCAGAACAGAGAUGUCAAUCAUAGAACACAUGAAGUUGAAUCUGAGGGGGGCUAUUCAGAUAGGAGUGAAGAUAGAGAAACUCACAACGGUCAUGCUAGGAAAAGCUCAAGACACAGCAGAAAUGCUAAAUUUGUGGAUGAUUGUGAAGGCCAAGAAAAAUUUGAUGGCAAUUGGUCAGAUAGAGAUGGAGACCAGGAAACACAUGAUGCUUACAUGACCAAAAGUUCAAGACACAGGAGAAAAGUGGGACAUCCAGAUGAUCAUAUGGACAGCAAGAACAGAACUCUUGAUACUGAUGGAGAGUGGUCAGAUGGGGAGAGAGACAGAGACAGGCACCAUAGAAAAAGGAGUGAAAGCUCAAGACACCUGAGGAAAGUGGGACAUUCAGAUUAUCAUAAGGACAGCAAGAACAGAAGUCAUGAUCCUGAAGGAGAGUGGUCAGAUAGGGACACCAAUCGAGAUAGACACCAUCAUAAAAAGAGGAAAAACUCAAGACGUGACCACAAUCGUGGGGGUAGCAAAAACAGGGCUGAUGAUACUAAUCUUAGCUCUGAUUGGUUGGACAGUGAUGGAGAAAAACACAAGAGUCAAACUAGGAAACAUACGAGACACAGGAAUGAAGUGUUGGAUUACUCAGAUCAUGAAGGGGAACCAGCAAAAAAAUUGAAAGAUAAAUUUCACAGUAGGGAAUCCAGCAUAGAAAAAUCUGGUCUGGAAAGAGGCUCCAUGCAUAGUCACUCAAGAUGGGAUAGCAUAAAUGAGAAUUUGGAAUCAGAUGGGAGUCGUGAGUCCAACAGUUCAGAUCAGUAUGUCCAGAGACACAAAUCACAUGACCUUGAGUCAAGCUACAACUCUGAUAAAUAUAUCGACAAGCAGGACCGUUGGGAACCUGAUUAAGUUAGAAUUACCAGAAACUUGUAAGAUAGAUCACAAUUGCUGAGAGUUACUAGUUUGGCACACUGGGUCAAUAUGAUAGAAGGGAUGAAUGAUGAUAAACAUGAUGUCCAGAUAAAUCACAUUUAGCUUUAGUU